Messenger RNA from Gambusia affinis (western mosquitofish), 5316 nucleotides. Its product is annotated as semaphorin-4G-like. The record is from RefSeq and is a predicted model, not a curated record. The transcript has 14 exons. Lineage: Eukaryota; Metazoa; Chordata; Actinopteri; Cyprinodontiformes; Poeciliidae. Bases 487 to 2244 code for a protein of 585 amino acids. Gene Ontology annotation, molecular function: semaphorin receptor binding; chemorepellent activity. Gene Ontology annotation, biological process: negative chemotaxis; negative regulation of axon extension involved in axon guidance; positive regulation of cell migration.
GGGUCAGUGUCUCACCACUAGCGGGGAUAGGCUGCGUCCACCUUUAUCACUUUUACCUCAACUCGCUGCGCUUCCUGGACCUGGUAAUAUUACCUUGGAAAGUGGGCUAGUAACCCAUCAGGUUUCACAUCAGGUUUCCCAUCAACAAUGAAACAUAUCGUUUCAUUGUUGAGAACAGGAAAAAUAAAGGGCUUCAGAGGUUAAUGGAAAGAAAGUGGAAAAGAGGGCGGGCCACCUGAUGACGGUAGCCGAGCAGAGGAGCUGUUGGGUAUUAGUCGCUGUUUGAGAGAGAGCGGCUAAAGUCCACUUGGAUUAUGACAAGCUGGAAACUGAUACAUCCAUUUUCUCGAGGAAUCAGGACACGAAUUUAGGCUUCCUCCCUCCUUGCUGCUGCACACUGAAGGAACCCCACAGUGAAGGAAAAGAGUGACAACCCACCAGUGUUUGUCUGAAGAGGUGAAUGUCUUUGUGCACACGUGCGACCUGAUGAAGGAGAGUUUCUACCCUAAGAGACGCCCGGCAGAGAUGCGGGGAGCUCGCUUCAUGGCAGCGAUGCUCCUUUUGCUCACUUCGUUGUGUGCAGUGGCGAAUGGCUUUCCAUUCAGAACGCCUCUGGACCUGGACGUGACUCCACGUGUCACCGUCCUGAGCAGCGGUCUCAAGGGCUGCAGGCGAUUUGAGUCUUCUGCAGUUAACUACAGCACAAUGCUGCUGGAGGCUGACAGUGAGCGGCUUUACGUGGGAGCCCGUGGGGCCGUAUUCGCUCUGAAUGCCUCUGACAUCUCGGCCAGCUCCGCUCUCUCUAUCGAGUGGGAGGCCUCCACUGAGCAAAAGCUUCAGUGUGUGCUCAAGGGAAAAGACAAUAAGACAGAGUGUUUUAAUCACAUCCGCCUCCUGCAGAGGUUUAACUCUACGCACCUGUACAUGUGUGGGACUCACGCCUACAUGCCCCUCUGUGCAUACAUUGAUGAAAAGAAGUUUGUUAUGUCCUCUCAGCCUGAAGAAGGCAAAGAUAAGUGUCCUUAUGGGCCAAUGACAGGUUACACUGCCCUCAUUUUAGACCAGCAGAUAUACACAGCAUCCCGGUACGACUUCUGGAGCUUUCCAGAUAUUCGCCGAAACGCUCCAUCUCCCGCUCUGAAGACAGAGAAUGCUCCCACACGCUGGCUGAACGAGGCGGACUUUGUGGGUUCAGCUCUUGUCAGGGAGAGUUUGGACAGCAGCAAUGGAGACGACGACAAAAUCUACUUCUUCUUCACUGAAAAGAGCCAUGAACAAUCUACAACCUACAGCCACAGCAGGGUUGCUCGUGUGGCCCGAAUUUGUAAGGGAGACCGGGGAGGCCAUUUGACUCUCCAGAAGCGAUGGACGUCCUUCCUAAAGACAAGACUGACUUGCUCUCUGCCCGAGUACGACUUCCACUUUAACAUGCUGCGCAGCAUCUUCGUAAUGCAUGGCCUCACCCCACAGGACACUCUGUUUUACGGCAUCUUCGGUUUGGAGUGGAAAAACGUGAAGGCGUCUGCAGUGUGUCGGUUCUCUUUGUCUGAAGUCCAAGAAGCCUUCCGAGGACCCUACAUGGAGAGCCAGGAUUCCGGCUCCGCCUGGAAGGAAUAUGUUGGAAAAAUCCCUGAGCCACGACCUGGAACUUGUAUUACGGGCAAACUGAGGGCCAAGGGCAUGAACGUCUCCACGUCCCUACCUGAUGAAGUCCUGGAUUUUGUCAGACGGCAUCCUCUCAUGUCCCAUCAGGUCCAGCCUGCAGACAGACGUCCGCUCUUGUUCAGGAGGACGACAGACUACACACAUAUGGCAGCAACUGUGGUCCAGGGAGUGGACGAGCAAAUGUACCAUGUUUUAUAUAUGGGCACAGAUGAAGGUUGGCUGCACAAAGCGGUAGCCAUCAAAGGUCAGCUGCACAUUAUCGAAGAGUUGCAGCUGUUUGAAGAACCAGAACCUGUUACCAACGUUCUACUAUCUACAGAGCGGACGAGUGUGUACGUUAGCUCCCCAUCAGGCGUUGUUCAGCUGCCUCUGUCUAACUGCGAGAGAUACACUUCCUGCUAUGACUGCAUAUUUUCCCGGGACCCUCACUGUGCCUGGAGCGGAGCCGAGUGUGUGGACGUAAUGACCCAGUCGAAAAGAUCCUCUUUAAUCCAAGACAUCCAGCAUGGCAGAACGGGGUGUGAGAACACAGGAUACGGUAUGCAGAAGUCUUAUCUGAUGCUUAUAUUAAAAAGUUAGCUUUAAACAUCUAGACAGAGGAUUAAAAAUAGAGAAUAUGAGGCUCAAAAGAUGCACAGUUGUCAUCGGAUGGCGUGAAGGCCUCUUUGAAAGUUGAUUAUAUGCACAGCGUUGGUAAAAUCCUCUCCUCCCUUCUUUAAUCACAUCUUUGCUGUCUACGGAGAGAAAUCUGUUUGAUAUUCAAGGCAGGCGAAUGCCUUCUCCCCAUUUAUCAAUUUUCACUCUGAUGAAAUGUAGCAUCUUCUAACUUCUCAUUCUGUCUCUGGAUGGGGUAGUCUGAUACAUCAGCCUGGACCUGCCUCCUCCACCCACUCCUCCUGCUGUCCCCCAAGAACAUGGAAGCCCUUUGUGUGGUCCUCACUGUUGUGCUUGCUUACGUGGGCUUCUGCUUGCGGCCAGACCAGAGAGGGAAAUACUCUCUGCGCGCCGCAGCCGCAGCGCACCCGAGCAGCAAGCGGAGCAGCCGGUGCAGAAAGCAGCACAGGAACUCCACCCACAUGGAGUUGAAGACCGUCUCUAGCCACUGCAAUGGCGUCUGUAAUGGAGUUUCCAAGCUGCAUAACGGAGACAUCCAGGACGGAGGCUUUUUGCAGAUCGUUCCUGGUGAGGCUCAGACAUUAGCAAGUAAUGAUCCUCCUCCCCCAGCGCCUCCUCUGCCUCCCACGCCGCAGCACACGUCUCCAGAGUGUGACUUCCCCAAUGGGCUGUCAGCCACGCUGCCCAGCGUUCUGAGGCGGAUGAACGGGAACAGCUACGUGUUGCUGAGGCAGAGCGACUCAGAAAACACUUCGCCGCUCUCCCACUGCUUCUCCGAGGAGCUCAACAGGAUCUUGGAGAAGAGGAAGCACACUCAGCUGCUGCCCCGGCCGGAUGAGAGUUCAGUGUAGAGACAUGCGGCUCUCUUGUUGAAUUUGGGCUCUUACCCUGUGCCUGUCGCGUUGACCCCCUCAUUGCUAUAGCCUAAAGCAAUGAAAGUUUCUCAUUUCCAUAAUUUACUUUGGAUUAUAUUUGACAGCUCUGCCUUUUGAGCUAAUGAGCCGUUUCUGUCUUCUGAAUGACCAAACCUUCUCAGUACACCAGAAAUGAAAAUGAAACUUCCCAGUGAAGGUCAAAGCACAAAGAAGGAAAUAAAAUGCAAUCUACCUCACCUCUACACUGCCUGGAGUUGAUAUGCUGUCAAGACCGCAGUCAGCUCUGAGAAUCAGUUCUGGAAUAUUAUGGAUCCGUGAAGAACGAAGCAGGACACACACUGACUAACCAGCAGUGGCGACACAACGGAAUAUAAAUAUCAUUGAAGAGGGAAGUUUGACCAUAGAGCAGCUAGCAAAGCUUGUUUUUACAUGAGCUACUGCACAGAUGGGCUAUGCAUUUUUAAAACAUGACAUUCACUAAUUAGAAAUAUGGAUGUAAGUGGAAAUGAUGGAAUUUCACUAUCAGGCUGCCGUUACUGGUGGCCCUUAAUGUCUGUCAUCUGCUUCUUGAGUAAGUCUGAUAUGCCGUUGUCAGACUUCACCUUUAACCUCGUUCAUUUGCCCUCCUGCACUGUAGCCUUCGUGACUCCAGUUUGUAGCUUAUUGCACGGAUGGCACAACAAGGGGAAUUUUUCCCAUCAGCUAAUGUUGUGUCUGUCUGUUGGGGCCAGAGACCAGCUGGAGAGACGGCUGAAAAACACUGAGGACAGCGGCAUCGUGGGAAACAAGCACAAAGAGAAGCACCAGAUGAAUUCAGACUGUUUUUAAUAUUCAUUCAGUAAGAAACUAUUAGCAAGAAAUGGUUGAGAUAUUCAAGAUUUAUUAAUAAUAUUGAAGAUUAAACAGUUUUUAUUUAGCAUCUGUGUUUUGAUAACAUUGACGGUAUAUUAAUGUUUUUGUAAUUUAUUUAUCUGUGAAGGAUCAAAUUUAUAUAAGAACCGUAAACUUCCCAGUGUCAUGGUAUUAUAAUAAAAAGAUUUAAAACAAAACGUACAACAAGCCAAAUGUAAAUUUAAAUCAGUGUUAACAUUUUUAAAAAAGAGCUGCCUGGUUUAAACCAGCUGUUUCUGUCCUCCACAGCGUCUCAUGUCAGAGGUGCAAGCGAUCUGCAGGGGGCGUGUCAUGUUGUUUUAGCCGCUUGCGCAGAUCUCCAUUUUUGCAACAGUUUGCACUCAUGUGAGUGGUGUUCACUGAACUUGUAGAGCAGGAAAGUAGUCUGAAAGCUUGUUUGUUUUAGCACAUUCUUAGCUGAACAUAACGAAGGUUCACUCAAGGUUCAAUUUCCCGCUAUUCCAACUGACACAAACAGAAAUAUUUCCAAGCAUAUGAAGAAUUUGUCUUUCUUUUAAGAAUGAGAAGAUGUAGAAACCUUCUUUCAGAUAGCUGGACAGCAGUGCACAGCAGCGGAUGGUGGAAAGUCAUCGAUACAUGGCUCUCUGUUACAUGCAGCUGGAAGAAAACACACAUCCACUUUCUCUAGCAUAGCAUGAGAGAAAGAUUUAGCAGUUCUCUACCUGCUUAAAAACCUUGACAAACCUUGAUACUGGUAACCAGCCCUGGUCUUAUUUCUUGCAUCAUUUCUUGCAUGUAAAGAAAUUACUGCAAAAUGCCGUCAUGGUAGUAAACUUGUCCGUACUGCUGGCAGAUUUAGGUUUAAAUAAUGUUUUUAUUUUACCUAUGUUUUUGUCAGACUGGAUGUAAUAUUAAUAAGUUACAGUGACCCAAAAAGCUACUCAGUAGCUAUAAGAAGGUUUGAUAUAGUCGAUAAAAAUGACUACAGAGAAGGAUGUAAAUAAUUUUGAACAUGCCAUUUUUACUAAAAUAGAAAUACAACUUUUUUUCAAAACAGAUUCCUUCUAUAUUCCUUUGUUACCUCUUAAGAGACCCCUAUCAUUUGCUAUGAAAAACGCAUUUCUUGGUUGAAUAAAAAUCAUUGUUAAACUAAAUCUGCUAAACUAAAUUACUAAGCUAAACCAUUGAAUCAAUACUGUUGAAUGGUAUUCAAUGGUUAUGAAUACAAUUGGGCUUAAAUAUGUUUGCUAACACAGUCAGACAUUGUAAUUAUUGUAAUAUGUGAAGUUCUUGACAUGAUAAAAGGUUU